AUGUAUCCACUUCUACGUAUUUCUUGGGUUACUCAAAGUAUUUUACAUUUAUUUACUUCAUCUAAAAGUAAAUAUAAAAAACAUAGAAAUUUUGCUUUAUUUGGACAUUGGUUUUGGGUAUUUUUACAACUUUGGUUAUUACCUUCUUUUUAUAUUAGAAUUGUUUAUUUUGCUAUAUCUCAGUUUGUUGCCGGAACAUUAAUUGCUUUGGUAGUCUCUUACAACCACAACUCUGUACCUAAAUUUCCGGAAAAUUCUGGGUUAUUAAACAAUUUUGCAGCUUUACAUAUUUUAACUACGAGAAAUAUGAAAAGCUCUCCUUUCGUUGAUUGGUUUUGGGGUGGACUUAAUUUUCAGGUAAAAAUGAACUCUUUAAAAUAA
This is a messenger RNA of Meloidogyne enterolobii, 381 nucleotides long. NCBI's taxonomy places the organism in Eukaryota, Metazoa, Nematoda, Chromadorea, Rhabditida, Meloidogynidae. The record is from the annotation of a GenBank genome assembly.